AAGUUCAAACCCUUUGACGACAUCAAGGGAGGUUGGUAACCCAAAUAUAAAAACAAAAACAAAAACUAUAUGAAAUGAGAUAAUGUAGUCCACCACCACACUAAUCUCCCCAUCACGCCUGUUUCACCGCCGUCUUCCUUCGUCGGUGAUUCACAACUCCGGUUUAGUCUCAUUUUGCUUCAAACAUUCAUCAAAAACCCUACUUUUCACCCAAAGAUUUUAUCUCCGCCGCCGAGUGCCAAGUGUCUCCUGAUCUACGCCCAAAUCCUUACAUGGCUACGGAGGCUACCACCGCUCCCAAAUUCCAGGAACCAGAUCUCCGAACGGUCUCUCAGUCACCGGAUGUUAAACAGGAAACCGCUCAUGACGGUCUUAAAUUCUGGCAAUUCAUGAUUGCCGGUUCGAUUGCUGGUUCCGUUGAACACAUGGCGAUGUUUCCCGUCGAUACCGUGAAGACCCAUAUGCAAGCUCUCCGACCAUGUCCGUUAAAACCCGUCGGAAUCCGACAAGCCUUCCGUUCGAUAAUCCAAAAGGAAGGACCUUCAGCUCUAUAUCGCGGGAUUUGGGCUAUGGGUCUCGGCGCUGGACCUGCCCACGCCGUUUACUUCUCAUUCUACGAGGUAUCGAAGAAGUUCUUAUCCGCCGGUAAUCAGAACAAUUCCGCCGCUCAUGCGAUCUCCGGCGUUUUCGCAACUAUAUCAAGCGAUGCUGUUUUUACUCCCAUGGAUAUGGUGAAGCAGAGGUUGCAAAUGGGUGAAGGGACUUAUAAAGGAGUUUGGGAUUGUGUCAAGAGAGUUAUGCGUGAGGAAGGGAUUGGUGCGUUCUAUGCUUCUUAUAGGACGACGGUUUUGAUGAACGCGCCUUUUACUGCUGUUCACUUUGCGACUUACGAGGCUGCCAAGAAGGGAUUGAUGGAGUUUUCUCCGGAAAGAGUUAAUGAUGAGGAAGGUUGGUUGGUUCAUGCCACCGCUGGAGCUGCUGCUGGAGGAUUGGCAGCUGCUGUCACUACGCCGCUUGAUGUUGUCAAGACGCAGUUGCAAUGUCAGGGUGUGUGUGGAUGCGACCGCUUCACUAGUAGUUCAAUCAGCGAUGUACUGAGAACGAUAGUGAAGAAAGACGGAUACAGAGGACUUCUAAGGGGAUGGCUACCGAGAAUGCUCUUCCAUGCUCCUGCUGCAGCAAUCUGUUGGUCAACUUAUGAAGGGGUCAAAUCUUUCUUUCAAGACUUGAAUGGCGAUUCAAACACUACCUGAAAAAAAUGACAAAGGGUUAGGAGAUUUUCACACUUAAGGAUCCUGCUUUUCUUUUUGUUUGUAAACUAGUUUUUGUCAGGUUUUCUACGACUGUUAUGUUAGAUUAUAUUUGUCCAACUUGUCGAUGAUGCUGUCGUCGUCGAGAAAUUUUGGUAAAAGUUGUACAAAACUAUGUUCCUUCCAAACCUUACAAUAAUCACUUAACAAAACAUACACAUGCCAGACUUUAAACGA
Capsella rubella is the source of this 1487-nucleotide messenger RNA. Its product is annotated as mitoferrin. The transcript is spliced from 2 exons. The record is from RefSeq and is a predicted model, not a curated record. Gene Ontology annotation, biological process: iron import into the mitochondrion. Gene Ontology annotation, molecular function: ferrous iron transmembrane transporter activity. Gene Ontology annotation, cellular component: mitochondrial membrane. The coding region runs from base 273 to 1253 and encodes 326 amino acids. NCBI's taxonomy places the organism in Eukaryota, Viridiplantae, Streptophyta, Magnoliopsida, Brassicales, Brassicaceae.